AUGGCCAAAGUGGUAGAGUACCUGAAGUAUCAUGAAGAGCAUGAAUGCAGUGAAAUUCGUAUACCCUUGACGGGUGACAAUCUGCAAGACUGUGGCGCCACUCGCUGGGACUCCAGCUUUGUCAAUGUGGAUCGGGAGCUUCUCUUUGAUCUCACAGUGGCUGCCAGCUACCUGGACAUCGCAAGCCUUUGGCUCCUGCUGAGUGCCAAAGCAGCCCUAUUGACCAAUAACAAGAGCUCUGAGAAGUUGCGGAAGGAGUUCAGCAUGAUCAGCGACUUCCCGUCCUCUGAGGAAGCCGAGCUGCGCCGGGACUACGCCGCUUCGCGGAAGCGCCUGGGCGCGGCGCCCGACAGCGACCUGUCGCAGCUGGCCGCGUCCUCGGUGGUGCGGAGCGGCGUGCGGGCGGCAGAACAGAAGGCAGGGCUCAAGCAACUCACGGACGGAAGCGAUGAUUCCAAGCUCAAGAGUUGGAGGCAUGCUAUGUGGAGAGCUGCUGUUCUGGAUGAUUGGAAGCUCCUGCAGAAUGCACCCGAGGAAGUGAAGAGUGACCGGGAUUUGGUGAGAAGUGCGAUCCUAACCAGCCAGGGUCAAGCUUUGAAAUUUGUGUCUUCGGACCUCCAAGCAGACGAGGAGAUUGUCUUGAGUGCAGUCAGGCACUUUGGCACCGCUUUCGCAGAUGCAGCGCCGGAACUUCGCAGUGACAAGAACUUCCUUUUGAAGGCUCUGGGGGCACACGGUGGAGCAAUGACUGGUGCUCCAGAUGCCUUGCGCAAUGACAAGGCCUUCCUGCUUGAGGCUGCAAAGGCAGGCAAAGGUGCAGCAAUGCAAGGUGCUAGCCUGGCUUUGAGAGAGGACCGCAACUUUGUCCUGGACAUGUCCGUCCACGAUGCUGAGGCUUACAAGUUUGCAGCAGAAGACCUUCUGAAUGACAAGGACUUUGCAGUGGCGGUGGCCAAGAGAAAUGGCAAGGCCUUGAAGUUCAUGCUGCCCGUUUUCAAGGCAGAUCCUGAUGUGGUGCGGGCUGCCGUGUCAAGAGAUCCACAGGCAGCGCAAUUUGCCCAUGCAGCCCGACGUGCUGAGCUGGGCAUGGUACAGGAAUCGAUCCACGGAGAAGUGCAGCUGAAAGAUGAGCUCCAGAGUCAGUUGAAGGCAGCGCAGGAGCGGGCUUCUACCACCACAACCCUGGCCGUGGCUCCCAGUGGGCCUCGGCAGAUCCCGGUGCAAGCUUUACCCGUCAAAUCCCAGUACACCUGCAUGAAGUUGUCCAAGGUGGUGCAGUUCAGCGCUGGCAGUACGAUGACGGCCAAUGUCGGCCAAGCAAAUUACUGUGCAGCCAAUGCCUUCAUGGAUAAGUUGCCUCAAUUUCAACGGCCUGAGGUGGAUGGAGUUGCCCUGAUGUGGGGUGCGGUGGGUGGCAUCGGUAUGCGUUGGAAGGCCUUUGCAUCUGAAGACUUUCUGAAUGAUGUGCCUGACGCCCUGCUGAGCAUUGAGGAGUGUGGCAAGGUCUUGCACUGCAUCGCCGUGUAUCUCUUCCCCCCGGAGUGGGUCUGCAGCCAAAAAUUCGAUGAUCAAACCCGGCAAGGCUACUUGCGGCCGACGGCUGGGCAGAUCAAACUGGACGUCUCCGAAUCUGCCGCAGAGCUGGCGCUGCCGGACCACACGGCGCUGCAGGGCCUGCCCGACGUGGAUCGCCGGCCGGUCCCCGGGAACUUCACAGAGUCGCCCCUGGGAGGUUGGCCCAGUUUGGUGUCAGAAGGAGCCAAGGUAAAGCUCACAGGUUUGAGGGCAAAGAAUGGAGUCACUGGAAUUGUGCUGAACUGCUUUGAUGAUGGCAGAUGGAAGGUGCAGUUGGAUGAUGGUUCUGGCAGUGUCUUACUCAGGGCUCACUGCUUUGAGGUGCUUGAGACUACCUAUGCAGUGGUCCAGAAGGGUACCACUUCGCAGAUGCACAACUCACCACAGAUGGAUGCUUUCAAUGCGCAAGCCGCAGCCGACCGGCAGUGGAAGAUUGAAGAGAAGAGGGCAAAGCUGAAGGAGAAGAUAGAGACCUAUGAAGUCUUCGGGCAGAUGAAAAUGGGCCCGGCUGGGUCCUGUCCAGCAGUGCUACAUGGAAAGAAAGCUAAGAUCAAGUGCGCCGAGGGUGACAUCUUUGAGUUGCCAGCAGAUGCUAUGGCCUUGUCCUUGCGUGCCAGAAAGGAUCUAUUAGAGAAUGGAUGCGAAACAGAGCUGGACUAUCCGAAAAUCACAAAGUCCGUCAUGGCCAAGCUGGCAGAAUACUUGAAGCACCACCGAGAGCACGCGUGCAGCGAGAUCCGAACGCCUUUGACGAGCGAGAACUUGGUGGAUUCGGGUGCUAGCAGAUGGGAUGCCAGUUUCGUGAAUGUGGACAAGGAGACGCUCUUCGAUUUGACGGCUGCUGCCAGUUACCUGGACAUCCCAGGCUUAUGGUUCCUGCUGAGCGCCAAGGCGGCGGUGCUAACCAACAACAAAACUGCCGACAAGUUGAGGAAGGAAUUCAGUAUGGCCAAUGAUUUCCCAGCAGCUGAAGAAGCUGAGUUGCGGCGCGAGUAUGCCGCAGCCUUCAAAAUGCCAGAUGCGGACUUGUCACAGUUGGCCGCUUCCUCAGUGAUCAGGAGUGGGGUCAAAGCAGCUGAGUACAAGUCAGGCAAGGCUUUGGAAGAUUCGGGUGAAGCACAGGAAGUGACCCUCAAAAGCUGGAGGCAUGCCAUGUGGCGAGCUGCUGUUCUAGAUGAUUGGAAGUUGCUGGCCAAUGCCCCAGAGCAGGUGAAGAGCGACAGAGAUUUGGUGAAGAGUGCAGUGCUGACGAGCCAGGGCCAAGCUUUGAAGUUCGCGUCUCCAGAGUUGAAAUCAGAUGAAUCGCUGGUCCUGGAUGCCACCAGAUACUCCGGCACCGCUUUCGCAGAUGCAGCGCCGGAACUUCGCAGUGACAAGAACUUCCUUUUGAAGGCUCUGGGGGCACACGGUGGAGCAAUGACUGGUGCUCCAGAUGCCUUGCGCAAUGACAAGGCCUUCCUGCUUGAGGCUGCAAAGGCAGGCAAAGGUGCAGCAAUGCAAGGUGCUAGCCUGGCUUUGAGAGAGGACCGCAACUUUGUCCUGGACAUGUCCGUCCACGAUGCUGAGGCUUACAAGUUUGCAGCAGAAGACCUUCUGAAUGACAAGGACUUUGCAGUGGCGGUGGCCAAGAGAAAUGGCAAGGCCUUGAAGUUCAUGCUGCCCGUUUUCAAGGCAGAUCCUGAUGUGGUGCGGGCUGCCGUGUCAAGAGAUCCACAGGCAGCGCAAUUUGCCCAUGCAGCCCGACGUGCCGAGCUGGGCAUGGUACAGGAAUCGAUCCACGGAGAAGUGCAGCUGAAAGAGGAGCUGCAAAGCCAGAUCAAGGCUGCACAGGAGGAUUCAUCAACUACAACGACUCUUGCUAUGGCUCAGGGUCCAAGACAGGUACCCGCGCAGGCUCUCGCAGCUUCAAUGUCAAGCACCUACCUGAAGCUGAACAAGACAGUGUUCUUCACAGCUAUGAGUACCAUGACGGCGAACAUGGGCCAGGCCAACUACAUUUCAUCAAAUGCCUACAUGGAUAAGAUCCCUCAAUUUGAACGGCCUGAGGUUGAUGCAGUUGGUUUGAUGUGGGGUGCGGUUGGUGGCAUCGGAAUGCGUUGGAAGGCCUUUGCAUCUGAAGAUGUGCUCAACAAGACCCCAGAAGCCUUGCUGACCAUUCCAGACUCCUGCAAGGUCUUGCACGUGGCUUGCUGCACCAUCAGUCCACCAGAAUGGUUUUCUGCAUCGCACUUCGAUGAGACCACGCGAGGCUACUACCUUCAGCAGACCGCAGGCCAGAUCAAGCUGGAGCUCAGCGAAGUGACCGCAUCUGCUCAAUCCUGGGAGAAGCAGGUUGAAGCCGACAGAAAGGCCUUGGAAGACCUGCCGACCAUUGACCGGCGCCCUGUGCCAAACAACUUCGCCGCAGCUGCACCCUUGGGAGGUUGGCCUAGCUUAGUGAAGUCACAAAGCCCAGUGGUUCCACAGAUAGUGGGAGCUCUACAGAAGGGUUCAAAGGUUCGUUUGACAGGUCUUCGUGCCAAGAAUGGUGUCACUGGCACCUUGAUUCAGCAGUUUGGCGAUGGAAAGUGGAAAGUGAAGCUGGAUGACGGUUCAGGCAAUGCCUUGCUACGUCCAGGCUUCUUCGAACCCCUCCAAGCGUAGGCCCGCGACACCCAGUGAGUUAUGUGAUAUUCUGUCUUCCGCUGGUGAUGUUCUCACAGAUUGUAGUGACAGCUUAUACUGCCGGAGCUCAAAAAA
This is a messenger RNA of Cladocopium goreaui, 4314 nucleotides long. NCBI's taxonomy places the organism in Eukaryota, Dinophyceae, Suessiales, Symbiodiniaceae. The record is from the annotation of a GenBank genome assembly.